AUGCCAGUAGAAGAAACAGAAACAGAGGUCAUUUUGACACUUCCAAACGACCCAAACACUAAAGUUACCAUUUUAAAGUACGGUGCUACCAUCAUUUCGUGGGAGAAUAAAGGAGAUGAAAAAUUAUGGUUAUCAAAAGCAGCAAAGCUUGAUGGAUCCAAGCCAGUAAGAGGAGGUGUUCCAUUAGUAUUCCCAUGUUUUGGAAAAUGUAACGAUGAGAGCAAUCCAGCCUAUAAAUUACCACAACAUGGAUUUGCAAGAAAUUCUACCUGGGAAUUUUUGGGACAAACUACUGAAAGUCCUGUAACCAUUCAAUUUGGAUUAGGUCCAGAACAAGUUGACCAAGAUUUAUAUAAAUUGUGGAAUGAUGGGUUAUACGACUUUACAUUGAUCUUGUCAAUUACUUUGGGAGAAGAUCAUUUAAAAACAAAUAUAGAAGUGGAGAAUACUGGCGAUAAAGAUUUUAAGUUCAACUGGUUAUUCCAUACCUACUUCAAAAUCCCAGAUAUUACGGACAUAAUAGUUAACAAUUUUACCGAUGCUAAAUGCUACGAUCAGUUAAUUGGCGAAACAUAUGAAGAAAAGGCUCCAAUGAUUAGUUUUACUGAAGAAUUUGACAGAAUCUAUAAAGGUAUUGAUACCCAGAAGACCUUCCAAAUGAUCGAAUUAGGUAAGGUUUUAAUGAAUGUUCAAAGAGAGAACUUGCCUGAUAGCGUUGUUUGGAAUCCAUGGAUCAAAAAAUCAGAAGGUUUGGCCGAUUUCGAGCCAAAGGAUGGUUACAUGAACAUGUUGUGCAUAGAACCAGGCCAUGUUGCAGAAUUCAAGAAUUUGAAAUCUGGUGAAAAAUGGAGUGGUGCACAAAUAUUAUCUACUGGUGGUGAAAUUAAAGUUCAAACUAACAUUUAUUAA
Messenger RNA from Debaryomyces hansenii CBS767, 909 nucleotides. Its product is annotated as glucose-6-phosphate 1-epimerase. The coding region runs from base 1 to 909 and encodes 302 amino acids. NCBI's taxonomy places the organism in Eukaryota, Fungi, Ascomycota, Pichiomycetes, Serinales, Debaryomycetaceae. Gene Ontology annotation, molecular function: carbohydrate binding; isomerase activity. The transcript has a single exon. Gene Ontology annotation, biological process: carbohydrate metabolic process. The record is from RefSeq and is a predicted model, not a curated record.